Messenger RNA from Thyridium curvatum, 1461 nucleotides. RefSeq lists its product as uncharacterized. The transcript is spliced from 4 exons. Gene Ontology annotation, biological process: secondary metabolite biosynthetic process. The record is from RefSeq and is a predicted model, not a curated record. Lineage: Eukaryota; Fungi; Ascomycota; Sordariomycetes; Thyridiales; Thyridiaceae. Gene Ontology annotation, molecular function: FAD binding; monooxygenase activity. Bases 1 to 1461 code for a protein of 486 amino acids.
AUGGCACAGAACUCAGCGGAGGCAUACCCUCCAGUGGAACGGCACCCUGAGACGGGCAUCAGCGUUCUUGUCGUCGGUGCUGGAGUCGGCGGACUCUGUGCAGCUCUCGAAUGCUGGCGCAAGGGUCACAAAGUGCGCAUUGUUGACAGGACUAGCAAGCCAGACACCGGUGGGGACUUCUUCUCGAUCAGUCCGGCUGCAACUAAAGCCUUCCGGCACUGGCCCGAAAUGAAUGCCAAGCACCUAGCUGCGGCACGACAGCCAUACAACGCAAACUACCUACUCACCGGCGAGCAGACACGCAAACACAUGCCGUUCAUGGUGGACACGACGGACGAGAAUGGCAAAGCGGUGACUACCGUCUUGACGCAAUACAGGCACUCUCGGCCCAAGCUCCACGGGAUCCUGAUCGAGCAGCUGGCCGCUAUUGGCAUCGAAGUCGAGUUCAACCACAAGGCCAUCAAGUACGAAGAAACGGCCGACAAAGGCAUCGUUAGAUCUGAGGACGGGGUCAUCCUCGAGGGCGAUGUGGUCAUUGCCGCGGACGGGCUGGGAACAGCGUCAUACGAGCUGGUCCUGGGUCACAAACUACGGGCGCGAAGCAGCGGCUAUGCCAUUUACCGCACGGCGUUCCCUGCAGAGGUCGUUACUAGGGAUCCUCAGCUCUCACAGCACUAUCGUCUCCUUGACAUCCCCAAAAGCACCCCUAUUGAUAUCUGGCUUGGUCCUCACAUUCAGGUCUUCACUCAACUUACUGAAGACAUAUUUUCGUGGUCGAUGGUCCACAAGGACGAUGGCAAAGCCCAGGAAACAUGGCACUCGACGUCCCACACCUGCGAACCGGCCGAUGCUAUCAAACACAUCGAGGAUGCCCAGGGCUUCUGCCCCGAGAUCCUCAAGAAGACAAUGCUUGCCACUCCAAAGGACAAGCUGCUCGAUUGGAAAAUCAUGUGGCGUGAUUCUCAGCCCAACUGGGUCUCGCCUCAAGGACGCGUUAUCCAACUAGGCGAUGCGGCUCAUACAUUUGUGCCAAGCUCUGGGAACGGAGCGAACCAGGCUAUGGAGGACGCAACGUCGCUGGCCUCGUGCCUUCAGCUUGCGGGUAAAGACGACAUCCCGCUGGCACUGAGAGUUCAUAACCUGCUCCGGUUUGAGCGCGUGUCUUGUACGCAGAUCACCGGCUUUCAGGCUCAGAUCAACCGCAACAAUGUCGACAUUAACGCUCUCACGGCAAAGCCAGACCAGGUUGUUGGGAAAUGGGGCCGCUGGAUCUGGGCUCACGACCCAGAGCAGUAUGCGUACGACAACUACGAGAAGGCAAAGGCCCAUCUUGUGAGUGGUGCACCUUUCGAGAACACCAACAUCCCUGCCGGAUACAAGUUCAAACCAUGGAACAUUGACGAGUUGCUUGCCAUUGGGGACAGCGGCAAGCAGAUUGUUUUCGAAGGAGAUUGGAGCUAG